CCCAGUUGAGCUCUGAAAAGUUGGUGAAGUAGUGGCCGUGGCGAAAUCCAAGAUUAACCCGGAAAUUUGAAACGGGCCACACAUAUGGCUUUACCCGGUACUGAGAGAUUUGAAUUUUGGCAGAAAAUGCGUGGCCCGAACCAGGAAUUCUCGAUCGACAAUAAUCCAAGUGCCAUUUAGCAGUUAUGGGAAGUACACAAUUUGUACUCGUUUCCUUUCUGUUGCAAGUUUUAACAGAAUUGUUUUCAUCUGGAAAAAGACAUAUAAAUCAAGUGUUUGCAACAAAUUCACGACUGGAUAGAUUCAACUCUUUUGCUGAGAGUCAAAGUCCAAACCAUACAUCGAGGAUUUUAGUGUCAUAUACUUGGAAAAGAUCUUUUUCUUUUCUUACAAAGUCCUUAUUUACGUUAAAACUUGACAAAGAAUACAACAUCUAUAUCAAAGAGAAAAACAGAUUUGAGAAAGAGCAACUGAUAUUAUUCUAUUAUAAUGUCCAAUCAAGAGCCUUGGAAAGGUUCUGAUUCUUCAGAUGCAAACAGACCAGGGAUUCCAUCUCUUCAACAUCGUCAAGGAGCACCUGUUUUACCACCUCCAUCAUCAUUACCUUCUCAUUCGUCACUUGAAUCUGGUGGGUUUUAUUCACUUCCUUCAAUCAAUGUCGGUGGGUUGAGCAAUGCGUCCCACAACUUUGUGUUGAACCCAGCCAACAAUGGCAUCAAUCCACCUCCUCUAAAUUUUCAAGUCAAAUCCGAAGGUACCCUCCCAAGUCAAAGUCAAGCUGGUUCUUCUGCAACACCAACAACUUCUGCCUCCUCUCAACAACAACCACAACCUCAACAACAACAAGCUCACCAGGCUCAAAAUCAAGCUCAACAGCAACAGCAGAGCGCUCCAAAGCAACAUAGCGGCCCUGGUACUCCAAUGUCAGCUUACAGACCUUUGAACGUGAAGGAUGCACUUUCGUAUUUGGAUCAAGUUAAAGUCCAGUUUCAAAAUCGUCCAGACGUGUACAAUCACUUUUUGGACAUUAUGAAGGAUUUUAAAAGUCAAUCUAUCGAUACUCCAGGCGUUAUUGAUCGCGUUUCCACCUUAUUCAGAGGUCAUCCAAGUUUGAUUCAAGGUUUUAACACCUUUUUACCUCCUGGUUAUAGAAUUGAAUGCUCCUUGGAUCCAUCUGAUCCAAAUCCAAUAAGAGUGACUACACCAAUGGGAACAACUACACGUCCAGAAACAAAUUCAAACAUUGUUUUUGAACAACAACGUUGGCCAUCACAUUCUUCACAAUCUGGUAUACCCCAUGCCGCGGGUCAAAGUGCUCAAGGUUUACAAAUCCAAUCCCAAGGUGCUCAAGCUCAAGGUCAACAACAGCCGCAACAGCGCCAACAACCUCCUUCAGUGUCUCAACAACCACCUCAACAGCAACCACCUCAACAACUACCAGUCCAAGCUCCAAAUGAUCCUUACAGCCAUUAUGCUAAUCCUAAUCAGGAACAAUCUACAAUGUCCCAAUUGCAAGCUGCUGCUAAUAGAGGUAAUAGCAUCACUCAAUUAGGAGACAGAAAAUCUGGUGGUCCAGUUGAAUUUAAUCAUGCCAUUAGUUAUGUCAACAAAAUCAAGACUCGUUUUGCUAAUCAACCUGAUAUUUACAAACACUUUUUGGAAAUUUUGCAAACUUAUCAAAGAGAACAAAAACCAAUUGCUGAGGUUUAUUCUCAAGUAACUAUCUUGUUUCAAAAUGCACCAGAUUUGUUAGAUGAUUUCAAACAAUUUUUACCUGAUACAAAUGGACAAGCUGCUAAUGGUUCCGCCUUGUUACAACAAGGUAGUGACUGUUAUCAACAACAACAGCAACAACAGCAGCAACUUCAAGGACAACCUCAAUUACCUCCAGUGGGUAACUUUUCACCUCCAACAGCUGGUAAGAUGAAAAAAUUUGAAGUCACUAAUGAUCAAUUGGCAAAUUAUGAUGCUGGUAGAAUGGGCAACAAAGAUAUUCCAACAUCAAACUUACGUGGAUCCAUAUCAAUGGCACCAAAACGUAAAUUUAUUGAGGAAACCACACCAACAUUAGUUCCUGGUGUUCCUGAACCUGUUCAGCCUCCUCAUAAAACCUCCAACUUGAUUGAAGAGAUUGGGUUUUUUGAUAAAGUUAAAAAAGCUAUUGGUAGUAAACAAAGUUAUAAUGAAUUUUUGAAAAUCGUUAACUUGUUCAACCAAGAAUUGAUUGAUAAAGAUACCUUGAUAGAAAGAGUUGAAGGUUUUAUUGGUUCUCAUUUGGAUCUGUUUGAUUGGUUCAAAACUUUUGUUGGGUUUGAAGAUAAACCAUAUCAUAUUGAAAACAUCACACAUAAAAAACACCAAUUGGAUUUAUUAUUGUGUAAACCUUAUGGUCCAAGUUAUAGAAAAUUACCAAAAGCUGAAACUUAUAUGCCAUGUUCUGGUAGAGAUGAAAUGUGCUGGGAAGUUUUGAAUGAUGAAUGGGUCGGUCAUCCAACUUGGGCUUCAGAAGAUUCUGGUUUCAUUGCACAUCGUAAAAAUCAAUAUGAAGAAAUUUUGUUCAGAAUUGAAGAAGAGAGACAUGAAUAUGAUUUUUACAUGGAGGCCAAUUUAAGAACUAUUCAAACCUUAGAAACAAUUGCCAAUAGAAUUUCAAAUAUGACACCUGAAGAAAAAGCUUCAUUCAAAUUACCAAAUGGCUUGGGCCAUACUUCUCAAACUAUCUAUAAGAAAGUUAUCCGUAAAGUUUACAACAAGGAUAAAGGGUUUGAAGUUAUUGAUGCUCUACAUGAUAAUCCAUCAGUUGCUGUUCCUAUUGUGUUGAAAAGAUUAAAACAAAAGGAUGAAGAAUGGAGAAGAGCCCAUCGUGAAUGGAAUAAAGUCUGGAGAGAAAUGGAACAAAAAGUUUUCUUCAAAUCUUUAGAUCAUUUAGGUUUAACCUUCAAACAAGCUGAUAAAAAACUAUUGACCACAAAACAAUUAGUUUCUGAAAUUAGCACAAUCAAGUCUGAACAAACUAAUAAAAGAUUACAUCCACUGACACCAAAAGCUCAAAAACAAUUAGAUUAUGAAUUCACUGAUAUUGAGGUAUUGUUUGAUAUUUCCAAAUUGGUUUACGUGUUUUUGAACUCUGGUAGUUCAUAUUCUGCAAGUGAUAAAGAAAAAUUACAUGAGUUUUUCAAAUCAUUUAUUUCAUUGUUCUUUUCUAUCGAUUCACAAAUUACAGAAUCUGCAUUACAACAAAGACUUGCACAGGCUGCCAAUGGUGUUCCAAACGAAAAAGAAGGCUCUGAUAUCUCUGCUGCUUCAACUGCAUCCCCAGCCCCAACAUCAGAUUCAGAAAACAGUCGUAAACGUCAUCGUGAUACCAACUUGUUGAAGGAUGUUUUACGCAAAUCAAAACAAUUGAAAUCAAGACCGGAUGAAACUCCAGAAAACUCAAUUUCUCCAAGUCAUGACUCUGUUGCAAAUGGUGCAGCAGAAUUUGAAGAUGAUUCCAAAAAUGGCGAUGAAGACAUUGAUAUUAAUGAAUUCGAUUCAGGCUCUGAUACUUGGGUUCAAACAUCGCUUGGUGAAAAUAGAAAAGCAGAAGCUAUCAACGACAAACGCAAUAUCUUCAAUUUGUUUGGUAACACCAACAUUUAUGUUUUCUUCCGUCAUUUGAGAGUCCUAUACGAUAGAUUACUUGAAGUUAAAAACAUCAAUGAAGAAGUUACCAAUGAUAUCAAGUCUCGCUCAGAAGUUCAAUUUGCCAAAGACUUGAACUUGAUUUCAAAUCAACUUGAAGAUAUGGGAUUACAAUUUGCCAAAUAUGAUGCUUACUCUCAACUAUUGGCCUUUUCUGAAAGAGUUAUUGAAGGUGAUGUUGAGCAUCAAUGGUUUGAAGAAUCUUUACGUCAAGCUUAUCGUAACAGAGCAUAUAAGUUAUACACUGUUGAUAAAGUCACUCAAGCCUUGGUUAAACAUUUGCAUACUAUUGUUUCAGAUUCUCGUACCUCAGAGAUUAUGUUGCUAUUUGAAGCUGAUAGAAAAUCAAAGACCACAAGUGCAAAAGAUCAAAUCAUCUAUCGUAACAAUGUUAGAUCACAUAUGAGUCCAGAUGAGAAUAUGUUCAGAAUUGAAUUUGUUGAAGAUAAACAUCAUGUCUCCAUUCAAUACCUUGCCCUUGAUGAUUUGACUUUGACUGAUCACAAGACUGAAGAGGAUAAAUGGAAUUAUUAUUUGACUUCAUAUAUCAUUGCACAUCCAACUGAAGGUAUCAACUCAAGUGAUCUGAGAUUACCAUUCUUGAGAUCUUUGAUUACUGAAGAUGCUGAGGAUAAUGAUCUUGAAGGUUAUACUGAUUCCCAUAUGAAGAUCAAAAUUACAAGAGAUAAUUAUAAACUAUUUUUUGAACCAAAUUCUUAUGAUGAAUUUACUCGUUAUUCAGUCUUCAACCACCCUUCAAAGGAUAAAAAUAAAGGUGUUGAUGCUUUGAGCAAAAUUGUUGAUGAAAAGACUAGUUCUGUUCUUGGUGAAAAGAGAUUUGGUGGUGCUAAAGAUGUUUUUGAUGCCUUAGUUGAAGGACCUGAAAAAUUCAAGGAAGUUUCGAAAGCUAAAGAAGAAGAAGCUGCUAAAGAAAAAGAACAAGAAAAAUCUAGCAAGGAUGAUGUUGAUGUUGAUCAAACCAUCGAAGGUGGUGAUGAAACAAUUCCUGAAGUUAAGAAACCUGUCAAUCCAGCUAUUGCAUCUGUUAAAGAGUCUGAUGUUACUGUUGAUGCUGAUUCAACUAUUCCUCAAGAUGAUACAGAAGUUAGAGGUAAUGACACAACUACAGAGGAAAAUGUUGUAACAGAGGAUAAUGGUAAUACAGAGGAUAAUAAUGCCACUGAUACUACCAGUAUAAUAACAGAUCAACAAAAUGAAAAAUUAGCAGAGGUUAAGGAAGAAAGUAAAGAGGAAACUGAUAAAGAUGGUGAUGCAAAGAUGGAGGAAUAAAUUUUGUACUUUUAGAAUGUCUUAUUUGAUUUUAGUUUAGUGUUUUCAAUUUUUUGUUUUCUGAAGUUCUUGUAACAUUCAGUGAUGUUUAGUUAAUAUUUAUAUUAUAGUGUAAUCUG
Hansenula anomala is the source of this 5093-nucleotide messenger RNA. RefSeq names its product transcriptional regulator SIN3 (gene SIN3). The record is from RefSeq and is a predicted model, not a curated record. Gene Ontology annotation, cellular component: chromatin; Sin3-type complex. The transcript is spliced from 4 exons. Lineage: Eukaryota; Fungi; Ascomycota; Saccharomycetes; Phaffomycetales; Wickerhamomycetaceae. The coding region runs from base 490 to 4974 and encodes 1494 amino acids. Gene Ontology annotation, biological process: negative regulation of transcription by RNA polymerase II. Gene Ontology annotation, molecular function: transcription corepressor activity.